AUGGCGAGCAUUUGUGUCUCUCAACUGGGAACCAUCUGCAGCUCCAAGACUUUGCUCCUGCUGUUCUCCACACUGCUGCUCCACGGGCCUAUCUGCGGACAAAGCAACCCGAUUUCCAACACCCACCAGAGGCAUCGCCCGGCUCCGGGGCUCGGAGACGGGCAUGGGGGAGUCAUGGAUCCGUCGCUGCUGGAGCAGGACAGCAGCACGGACAUGCAGAGCCUGCUGGAGAGCCUGAAGGAUCAGUUUCUGAGGACGUUCAACCUGUCCGGUGUAGGUCCCCCUCCCAUGCCACCUGGAAGCACCCGAGAGGAUCCACCGGAGUACAUGAUGGAGCUCUAUAACCGUUUUGCUAACGACCGCACUGCAAUGCCCACUGCCAACAUCAUCCGCAGCUUCAAGAACGAAGAUUCAUCUGCGAGCACUGUGGGUGUUGGAGGCGUCCGCUGUCACCCGCUCCUCUUCAACGUGUCAGUCCCCCAUCAUGAACGCAUCACAGCGGCUGAGCUGCGCCUCUACACCCUUGUCCAGACCGACCGCCAUCUCUACGCGGGGGUCGACCGCAAGGUGACUAUUUUUGAACUGGCGUCCCACGACAGAGACGACAACGUCACUGAUGAGAACCCUGUGAGGGGGGACGCCUUCAGAGGGGGCGGGGACAGGAUCGAGUCAGUGGAGCUGGCUUCACGGCAGGUCUUUGGCACGGAUAACGGCUGGGAGGCUUUCGACAUCACUGCUGCCGUUCAGCGCUGGCGCAAAUCUGACCGUGGAACCACGCACCGGUUGGAAGUGCAAAUUGCUAGCAUGGCCGUGGAUGACAAGGAAGGUCUGACGGAAGGCAACGCAGAAAAGAAUCCGCCUGAAGGAGACAUGAAGAUCGACACCAGCCCGGGUGAAAAGCACAAACCUCUUCUGAUCGUUUUCUCCGACGACCAAAGCAGCGAUCACCGCGACGACAAACGAGAGCUGAACGAGAUGAUCGACCACGAGACCUCUAACAUGGUUCUGGAGAAUGACUUGGGGAUUGGCCUGAACGAGCUGUGGGAGGAGCUGGGGCGGGACAACGGUGAAGACGAAGAAGCCGAGCCCGACGAAGAAGACCUCAUCCAAAUGCGCUCCAAUCUCAUCUACGACACGGCAUCCCGCAUUCGUCGGAACGCAAAGGGGAACCACUGCAAGAAGCAAUCUCUGUACGUGGAGUUCAAGGACAUUGGGUGGGACAGUUGGAUCUUGGCGCCCACCGGUUAUGACGCCUUCGAGUGCAGUGGCGUCUGUUCCUUCCCGCUCACUAAGCACGUCACGCCCACCAAGCACGCCAUUGUCCAGACGCUGGUUAAUAUCAACAGUCCUCAGAAGGCAGCGCGGGCAUGUUGCGUUCCCACCAAGCUGGACCCCAUUUCCAUGCUGUACCUGGACGACACAGGGGUGGUCACCUACAAGUACAAGUUUGAAGGCAUGGUGGUGGCGGAGUGUGGCUGCAGAUAG
This is a messenger RNA of Labrus bergylta (ballan wrasse), 1485 nucleotides long. It is a transcript of the gene bmp10, whose product is annotated as bone morphogenetic protein 10. Gene Ontology annotation, molecular function: growth factor activity; cytokine activity. The record is from RefSeq and is a predicted model, not a curated record. Gene Ontology annotation, cellular component: extracellular region. Gene Ontology annotation, biological process: BMP signaling pathway. Lineage: Eukaryota; Metazoa; Chordata; Actinopteri; Labriformes; Labridae.